Molecule: messenger RNA, 600 nt
Organism: Neomonachus schauinslandi (Hawaiian monk seal)
Lineage: Eukaryota; Metazoa; Chordata; Mammalia; Carnivora; Phocidae
Gene: ACYP2
Product: acylphosphatase 2
Exons: 4
Coding region: 167-550 (127 amino acids)
Molecular function (GO): acylphosphatase activity
Source: RefSeq, a predicted model, not a curated record
GCAAGGAGGGAGGCCUCGGCGCCAGGGGCCGAGCGCUCUCUCCGUCUAGUGUCCUUAGCUACCCCCGUUCCCAGCACCCGCCGUUCAUUUGCCGCCUUCCGACGCGUGACCCCGGCGCGCUCGCUUCCCGGGCCGGUGACAGGCGCGGGGUACGCCGACAGAUCCCAUGUGCCCCCUCCCUCUCCUGGCCGCCGCAGUUGCCGCGUCCCGAACCCCGCUCCGGCUCCUCGGCAGAGGACUUGCCGCCGCCAUGUCUGCCGCCGGGCGACUCAAAUCCGUGGACUACGAAGUGUUCGGGAGAGUGCAGGGUGUUUGCUUCAGAAUGUACACAGAAGGUGAGGCUAAGAAAAUAGGAGUGGUUGGCUGGGUGAAGAAUACCAGCAAAGGCACUGUGACAGGCCAAGUGCAAGGCCCCGAAGAGAAAGUCAAUUCCAUGAUGUCCUGGCUGAGCAAAGUUGGAAGUCCUAGUUCUCGCAUUGACCGCACAAACUUUUCUAAUGAGAAAACCAUCUCUAAACUUGAAUACUCAAAUUUUAGUAUUCGAUACUAAUAGAAGAGCAAUAAAAAUUUUAAUGCUUAUAUUGCACAACAAAUACUAGA